AUGCCAUCUUUUAUGAUUGGUGACAUUUUGGAGCAGAAGAGGAACAUUCAGAGACCACUGCGGCAAGGAGAUGAGUCAUUGGAGUGGGAGAUUCCCUCUCUUAAAGACCUUUCUCCCAUGGAUCUGUGCACCCGUCUAUCCUUCCCUGUUACGCCUUGGCUACCCACCCAACAAUUCACGACAGAUCUUCACUUUUUGCCACAGGAAACGCUUCAUUCUGAUGACAAUCUCCUGAAUCCUGGUGACCCAUUCAGAGGUCUUCUCAGUCCCGACGAUCUCGUUUUGCGGCAGACUGGAGGAGUCAGUAGACUUGAUUUCGAUAAAGCAGUCUUAACACCAUCAGUGGCAACGGCAGCUGGCAGUGGCAGUAUUCGCGAGGAGAGCAAUGUGGGGAAGAGCAAGAAAGUGCGGAAGGCGAGGACCGCCUUCUCCGACCAUCAACUUAAUGAGCUGGAACGCACCUUCGAAAGACAGAAGUACCUUUCUGUACAGGAUCGAAUGCAGUUGGCUGAGAAGCUGCAUCUUUCCGAUAUGCAGGUGAAAACGUGGUACCAGAAUAGGAGAACCAAAUGGAAGAGGCAGGCUAGUGUCGGGGUGGAACUGCUAACGGAGGCCACAAACAACGUAAACCGAUUUUUCCAACAACAGCAGCAACGGGCAGCAGAUGAUCGUGGAAGCUGUCAGCGUCAUAGCUUGUUAGAGCCCCUAUCGGCGCUUAUGAUGCGGUCAACAUCGGAUGGAGUGAAAUGCUCUCCUCUUCCACCCUCCGACCUUCUUGCUCUAUUUUCGGCCACACCCCCAGCCACUUCAACUGUUUCUAAUCGCCCCCUCGACCUUGAUCUUCUCAAAUGCCUUCCCCUUCCUCCACCCCCUCCUCCGCCACCACAAAUUCCCACUUCCAGCCUACUCAAACCUUUCAACCAUUGUACCAGUCGGUAG
Molecule: messenger RNA, 939 nt
Organism: Echinococcus granulosus
Lineage: Eukaryota; Metazoa; Platyhelminthes; Cestoda; Cyclophyllidea; Taeniidae
Product: BarH-like 2 homeobox protein
Exons: 3
Coding region: 1-939 (312 amino acids)
Biological process (GO): regulation of DNA-templated transcription
Molecular function (GO): DNA-binding transcription factor activity, RNA polymerase II-specific; DNA binding
Source: RefSeq, a predicted model, not a curated record